UACGCGUACGUUCACUUUGUUUUCACCAGUACAUCGGGAAAUAUGGAAGGGCUACCGGCUGAGCUGUCAGGUUGGGAACGCUAUCAUCAAGAAGGCUUUAAAGAGAAGCUUACGAGGAAGGUUAAAGAGAACCCAUUUAUUCCUAUUGGUAUGCUGGCAACGACCACUGCAUUAACAUGGGGCCUUGUACAGUUCAGAAAAGGAAACACUAGAAACUCACAGAUGAUGAUGAGAAUGCGUAUAGGUGCACAAGGAUUUACAGUAAUAGCUCUGAUCAUGGGCAUAGCACUAGGAGCUUCUAAAGGACCUGGCCAGAUAAAAAAGUGAAACAACAUACAGACAAUAUAUACUCCUCUCUGUGUAAUUACUAAUUUAUUGCUGUUAAUGAAAUGAUGUGACAUGAUGUGAACAUCUCAUCCUAUCCACGCAAGAACAGUCAAGUAUGAUUUGUCAUGCAUUUUUGUUCCCAGGAAUCAGAAAUCUGAAAUAAUGUUUUUUAGUGUGGUCAACAGUAAUUUCUUUUUACUACAGUACCAGUUUUUCUGACUGACAAUUCCUGUAAUUUUAAUUAAACCACCACAACAAUAGGAUUCUACAUGUACUAGCAUUUGCAUGAAAUUACCGGGUAAGCAUGCAUUUGGCAGCGUCUUCUCAAUGUAAAAACCAAUCUCAUUAAAAUCUGCUUUAUGUCGAGGCUCUAGCUGCUCUUAAUUUUGGAUACUGGUGUACAUCGCCUUUAACUACAUCGGUCCAACUAGUCAUGUUCUAGGAGCUUUCCUCUGAUGAGAUUUGUCAACCAAUUAGAAUCUGAGUGUGUCUUGCUAGAAACCCUAAGUGUAUUAUCAGUUUUGAUUGAUUGUUGGACCAGCAAGAACUGAACACAACUUGCAUAGAGCUUUGGGCGAUGUACACCAGUGAUGGACAUUUAACCUCUACUUACAUCAGAUUUUAAUCAGAUUAAGUAAACACUGGUCCUGAGAUCAUUCAAAUGUUCAGAAAUUCAUUCUAUUAGUUCAUAACUUGUUAAAACAAUACCAUUCUUAGGUUGUGUGUCCAUUUUUCUGUCCCAAUUUCUGCUUUGGCCAAAAAAAAAAUAGUUUUGCUUAUUGUCAUUGUGUGUUUGACUGUCAAUUUGAAACCUGACCUCAUGCAUUUUCUUUAAUAGUAGAGUCUUUCACAUAUAGAAUGGGUAAAUGUUUUGUUUCGGGGGAUGUUUUGUUGCUCCAAAUCAAGCUUUAACGCAUGUAUUCAAGAGUAUUAUGGAAUAAAUGUUUA
Molecule: messenger RNA, 1275 nt
Organism: Saccoglossus kowalevskii
Lineage: Eukaryota; Metazoa; Hemichordata; Enteropneusta; Harrimaniidae
Product: HIG1 domain family member 2A, mitochondrial-like
Biological process (GO): mitochondrial respirasome assembly
Cellular component (GO): mitochondrion
Source: RefSeq, a predicted model, not a curated record